CUUAUGGGAGGAAUAUGGCGGCGUGCAGGAGGUCAGUGCUGCUGGCUCGGUACCGGACAGGAUUUUUGAUGCCGGCCAGGUUCCUUUCUGAUGAUGAGCCUACCAAGUUCCAACCGCCUGUCAAGCCACAAUUUGUGGUUAAGCAAGUGUCACAAGCUCAGAGAAGGUUCCUAAGCCCAGAAUUUAUACCCCCCCGAUGCAGGAGAGAUCCACUUUGUUUUCAGAUUGAAAGGGAUGACAUGAUUGAAAGACGAAGACUCUUCAACAUUCCAGAAUUCUACGUAGGAAGCAUUCUUGCCGUGACCAUGUCAGAUCCCCAUGCAGGUGGAAAACUCCACAACUUUGUGGGGAUUUGUAUCCAGAGGUCAGGAAAAGGACUCGGUGCCACUUUUGUUCUCCGAAAUGUUAUUGAAGGACAAGGUGUUGAGAUGAGAUAUGACCUGUACAGUCCUCGGAUGCAUGAAAUCCAAGUACUGAAGCUGGAGAAGAGACUGGACAGCAACCUGAUGUAUCUGCGUGACGCACUCCCUGAAUACAGCACGUUUGAUGUCAACAUGAAGCCAGUCCUAUCACUGGACUCUGAGGUUCCUGUUAACCAAAUAAUUGUAGAGAUGAAGCCCAGGCCUUGGUCCAAACGCUGGGAACAGGAAAAGUUCCACAUUAAAGGCAUUCAGUUUGAAAGAUAUCUGCUGGAGAAACACAUUAAGAGAGCGAAGAAGUCUGCUAAACCUUGGGAUCAGUUUGACAUGCUGAAGGAAUAUGAUACAACCAAGAUCGAGGAAGACAUACUGCAGGAAAUUGAGCAGAAAAUGGCAAAAUCUAAAGCCAGAUAG
Molecule: messenger RNA, 833 nt
Organism: Staurois parvus
Lineage: Eukaryota; Metazoa; Chordata; Amphibia; Anura; Ranidae
Source: the annotation of a GenBank genome assembly